AUGGCAUUCAAUAUAUUAUUUUUAAAUAAUCUUGGAGAGAGGAUUUUGCAGUAUUUUAACGCGUCGUUAAAGCCGGGAAGAAGAGUUACUAAGGAUUGGUUCAUGAUAAAUCCAACACACUUUUUUAUAGUUUUUUUUGCAUAUAUUAUUUUUGUUUUUAUUGCAUAUAUAUAUAAGUCUUUAUAUGCUACUCGUCAAAAUUCUGAUAAGCUAUCAAAAAUAAAACCAAACUCAAAAAUUAAAAACUCUCAAAGCAAUACGGCCAUUCAAAAGAUAGUACCUAUAUACAAUUUAAUACAAGUAUUAUUAAGCACUAUUAUAUGUGUCUUAACAAUUUAUAAUGCAAGAAAACGAGGAUUUAAACUAUUUUAUAAUUAUGUAGAUUUUUCAAAAACAAAUAUUGCAUUUUGGUGCUGGCUAUUUUACUUAAAUAAAAUAUUUGAUUUUGUCGAUACAAUAUUAAUUACUAUUAAACAAAAUUGGAACCAAUUUUCUUUUUUACAUGUUUAUCACCAUAUUUCAAUUUUUCUAAUUAUGUGGAUAAACACAAGCAUUGGAUAUGAUGGCGAUGUCUAUUAUAUAAUAGUAUCUAACUCAUUUGUGCAUUCCAUUAUGUAUGCUUACUACUUCUUUGCAAGUUUAAAAUAUAAAAUACCAGUUUAUUUGAAAUCGUGUGUUACCUAUAUCCAAAUGUUACAAUUUGUUUCAAUGAUCUUACCAGGAUUUUGUAUUUUCUUUUUAAAAUAUAAAACCCCCCAUCCAAUUAGGUUAGUAGGAUUAUGCUUCUACUAUUGUAUUACCCUUUUAAUUUUAUUUUUCCAUUUUUCAUAUAAAACAUAUAUACGCCCAAAAACAAAAGUUGCAUAA
Molecule: messenger RNA, 867 nt
Organism: Plasmodium vinckei vinckei
Lineage: Eukaryota; Apicomplexa; Aconoidasida; Haemosporida; Plasmodiidae
Product: long chain polyunsaturated fatty acid elongation enzyme, putative
Exons: 5
Coding region: 1-867 (288 amino acids)
Biological process (GO): fatty acid elongation, monounsaturated fatty acid; very long-chain fatty acid biosynthetic process; fatty acid elongation, saturated fatty acid
Cellular component (GO): endoplasmic reticulum membrane
Molecular function (GO): fatty acid elongase activity
Source: RefSeq, a predicted model, not a curated record